UGGUCACGCACGGUAUGUCACAUGAUAAGCAAAGACGUUGAUGUAGACUCUGCCGCUCUGUCUUGUAUGUCCGAGACAGUGCAGUUUUCAUCGAAAAAGUGGGAUCAAGAAGAGUUGUUUUAACUGACUGGAGAUAGCAUUUCUGAAAUGUCUUCUUUGGAAGAGGGAUCAGGCUUUGGAGGGGAUGAGCGGUACUGUGUAGUAGGCUCCUUCCCCCAGGAGUUUCACUACUCACAAGAAGGACACAAUGGAGAAGUGAAGGUAUCCGACUCUGAUGCAAGACCAAGAAUCUUGCUCAUGGGUCUCAGAAGGAGUGGGAAGUCAUCAAUACAGAAGGUAGUUUUCCACAAGAUGUCCCCGAAUGAAACAUUAUUCUUGGAGAGCACCAAUAAGAUUGUAAAAGACGACAUCAACAACAGUUCCUUUGUCCAGUUCCAAAUUUGGGACUUCCCCGGUCAGAUGGACUUCUUUGAUCCAGCGUUCGAUUCUGAAAUGAUCUUCGGCACAUGUGAAGCACUGGUCUACGUCAUUGAUGCUCAGGAUGACUACAUGGACGCCCUUGCCAAGCUCCACGUGACCGUCUCUAGAGCCUACAAGGUCAACCCCAACAUCAAGUUCAAGGUUUUCAUUCACAAGGUGGACGGCCUCUCAGACGAUCACAAGAUCGAGACGCAACGAGACAUCCAUCGGAGAGCCAACGAGGAUCUGGCCGAUGCAGGGCUGGAGUGUAUUCAUCUAAGUUUCUACCUGACGAGUAUCUACGAUCACUCUAUCUUUGAGGCUUUCAGUAAGGUUGUGCAGAAGCUCAUCCCUCAGCUGCCAACCCUGGAGAACCUCCUCAACAUUCUCAUUUCAAACUCUGGGAUAGAGAAGGCAUUCCUCUUUGAUGUUGUGAGUAAGAUCUACAUCGCCACAGACAGCUCUCCUGUCGACAUGCAGUCCUAUGAGUUAUGUUGUGAUAUGAUUGAUGUCGUCAUUGACGUCUCAUGUAUCUAUGGUGUGGAGAGAGAAGGAGAUGAGAGUGCGUACGACUCUGAGUCUAGCUCCAUCAUCAAGCUCAACAAUUCUACUGUACUCUACCUGAAAGAAGUCAACAAAUUUCUUGCCCUAGUGUGUUUACUCCGAGAAGAUAACUUUGACAGACAAGGUCUGAUAGAUUACAACUUUCUCUGCUUCAAGAAGGCCAUCGAGGAGGUGUUUGCAAUCAGGGAGAAGGCCAACGGAGUGGAGAGAGGCGCAGACUAUGCAGCAUUAACAAGUGACUCUCUAGACAACACCCAAGCUAAUGGACUCGUGGCAACAAAAUCAUGAAAGCAGACACCACCUGCAACAAAUUAUCCAUGACAAACUCAUGAGCCAUCAAUCUUCUGGCAGUGAAAUCAUGGGAGUGGUCACUCCUGGAAAACUGGUGACCUAUCCUCGAACUAAUGGACUUCUAGGAGCAAAAUAAUGGGAGCAAUCAAUUCUGUGAAAAUAAGUCAUCAUGGAAAAAUCCACAGAUCAAUGGACUUUUGGCGGUGACGUUAUGACAGCUGUCACUCAGGUUAAGCAAGUGACCACGGGGACAAUCCACAAACAAUGGUCAUCAAACAACAAAAUUAUAAGAGUGGUCUCCUCUUUGAAGGAAGUGACUCCUGAAAAGUCUGUGAUCAAGGAAUGAAACAAAAAGUUGUUAUCAAAUCUUUGCAGAACCCAUCAUUUGCUGUGUUUAAAGCGGGACUGCACUUCUUGUAGCUACUUGCCCCUCUAUAUAGCCAACACUGCCUAAGCGGUACCUGUUGGUCCCCCAUGGUCCCCUUUUUCUUUUUUUAAUUGAGAGCUGAUUUGAUGAGAUAACCACUUGCCAAUGACCGAGCAGGGAGGUCUAAUCCCUCUGGUAUUGCUGAUAGGCUUUAAGAAGAUUUGAGAAGGUUAACGUGCUCAAAGAUUCAGGCUUGUGUGUUGUACCCUUCAGCCUCGAAGAUCUGAUAGGAUGGCAGUAGUUUAAGAAUUGGCAAACUUUCCUGCAGUCUCUCUUUAAAUUGGCAUGUGUGCAUGGUACAGUCAAACCUGCUUUAGGGACCACUUGCAUCGAAAGUCCACCUGUCUAUAAAGACUACUAGAGUGGUCUUUAUAUACAGGUUUAACUGUAACAAGAUAACUAUUUCAUGGACCCCUUGAUUUUAUUUACGGAUUUGUUUGAAACCCAUUUGGUGCUGUAUAUCUGAGUACUUACAAGAUUGUUCCUGAAAGUGUUUUGUGAACAGAAGUGAAAGAACUGCAAACAAAGUUACCGCCAUUGCGUAGGCUAUUAAACAAGGUGGUUUGUGUAUUAAGCUUAUGGGAAUGAAAGGUUGAUUGUCUACUUCUUAAACUUCUCACUUGUCAUUUCUGAAUAUCAUAAUUUUGUCAGCAUAUGAAUUCAAUUUAAAAACAGAGAAGCAAAUCUUGAAUGUAUUUAUCGUGAUCAAAAGUCAGAAUUGUGUUGCACAUAACAGGAACAUUGAAGACACUCGAGACAGUCUAAGAAUUUGCCGUAAUUGUCCUUUUGAAAAUUAUAUUGCAGAAUGAAUCUGAGAGUGUUGUAAGAAACCAUUUGUACAUAUUAUGCAAAUUUAUAAAAAUUUUAUAUAUAUAUAUAUGUGAGAAAAGUAUGCCUGUUUUGCAUUUGUAAGUAGAUAACCAUGUGUAGAAUGAGGUGUACCUAUAAAGAUGAAGUCCAAUACUUUUCUGAUAGAACCAUUUGCUAUUCUUUGUUAAGAAUUAUUUGAUUAAGUUGUAUGCACUCUUGAGUCUUGAAUGCAUUGAACCUAUUUAUUCUGUUCUAAUAUCCAAUAUAUUGCUUACAUACGUGUUAUCUCCUUUUUUGUGAGUUUGAGUUUGGAUUAAUUUCUGUGAAAGAUACUGUGAACCACAAACUUAUUUGCAUGAGGCUUUCACAUGAAACUAUUGCAGAAAGAAAUAGCGCUGCAUAUAGGCAAACAUUUCAUGCCACACAAUUAUUGAAUUAUAAUAUGUAAUUUAUUCAAUUUUGCAGGAGUUUCUUGCUGCCAAAAUGGCCUUUGUUGACAGCUUGCUAAAUUCUCAAUCUGUGAAAUUGUCUGGUUUCACAGUAAUCAGAUUUGCUUGGCGUAGACAGCUGAAAUACUAAAUUUCAAAGAGAAACAUAGGAUUACUAUUACUUUAUACCAUAGUUAAAGGAUUGUUAUUAUUACAACUAUUUAUUCAAUUAUAGUGUAACUGUUUAAUGAAUACAUGCAUAUUCCUACCUUAAGAAAAACAGUAUAUUGUUUUUCAAUAUAUUUUUUAUUAAUGGUUUGUUAAACUAAUAUAUUCAAGAUACUAAAAUUUCAACAAGAUGGAACAUACAAAAGGCUUUAAACCUUUUAUUUGUUAUUCAUGAUAGUAUUAAUGUAGAUUUUUUUUCAAUAUCCAUGAAAUUUAUAAAUAUAAAAAGAAGUCUGUUCUAAUGAGCAAGUGCUUGAAAAAUGACACAAUUGCUGUGAUUAUAGGAGAAAUAAAUUCCUGGGAAAGUUUUAAAAGUGCAAUUCAUCACUCCUUUUUCUCUGUAUUAGUAGUACAGAAAGUCAUAGGAUUUUGUAGUUAAAUUUCUGAGUUUUAUCACAACUCUGCAUAUGUUGUCUGUUUAUUUUGUCCAUCUUUUAUUGUCUCUUUUAGAGAGAAAUGUUUCCUUCCUCAUUCUUCUCUUAAAUCCAUGAUAUUUUGCAUGUUCUACUUACUUUUGUUUUUCUAUGUUAUCAUUGUUUUUUCUUUCGUUUUGAUGUAUACUCAAGAUACUUUAUGUCCCUUAUGUGCUCUUUUGCUUUUACAGUAGUUAAUGUGCUGAAUACUAACAAAAAAGAGAGAUGAUGAAAUAAUACUUGGACUACUUUUUGAAAAUGUGUGUGAAGUGAAAACUAAAUUUUCUCCAACAGGAUAAAGUAAAUUACCUCAUCCCCCCACUAUCAAUAUGUGGUAUAUUCAUGUUCUUCUGAGCUUACUUACAAGCUCUGAACAUGACUUAUAUACCCUUAUUUGGCCUAUCUAUGAUUAUUGAUGAAUUCAGCGAGUUUUUUUUAAUCACAAAUGUUUGGAUUUUAAAAUCCUCUAUAUUCACUAUAACAUUAUUGCACUUUGAAGUCUUCAGUAAAUUAACGUAAGGACAAUUUGUGUACCCUACUUUAUCGCCAAUAGAAAUCAUGUCUGGGCUAUGUGUUUCAUUGUCAUAUCUGCACCUUUCAAAAGGUAAUGCACAGGUCUGAAAUUGCUAUUUGGUUGGAUUUUUUUAGUCUUUUCAAUCACUUUGUGUUUUAAAUGGGCCAUUUACCAUGAUCAUCAAAAUUUAUGUGCUAAACCGGUGAUUUUGACUACUCUACUGAUUUUUGUAAAGGGACAAAUUUGAGACAAGUCAUUGUGAAAAUGUUUGUUUUUCAUUGUUGAUAAUCUUUCACAUGAUCUGCUUACCAAUGCAGCAAUAAGAUGUACACAUUUUGUAUAAAUAAUUCAUGAAUAUACAUAAGGUUUAAGUUUUGUACAAUUUUAGUGUAAAAAUCAUUUAUUGUUAAUAAAAGAAGGGAAAACGAGAGAAGGAACAA
This is a messenger RNA of Strongylocentrotus purpuratus (purple sea urchin), 4574 nucleotides long. RefSeq names its product ras-related GTP-binding protein C. Gene Ontology annotation, molecular function: GTP binding; GTPase activity. The record is from RefSeq and is a predicted model, not a curated record. Lineage: Eukaryota; Metazoa; Echinodermata; Echinoidea; Camarodonta; Strongylocentrotidae. Bases 148 to 1311 code for a protein of 387 amino acids. The transcript is spliced from 9 exons. Gene Ontology annotation, cellular component: lysosome; Gtr1-Gtr2 GTPase complex; nucleus. Gene Ontology annotation, biological process: positive regulation of TOR signaling; cellular response to amino acid stimulus; cellular response to starvation.